Guyanagaster necrorhizus is the source of this 1660-nucleotide messenger RNA. Its product is annotated as Adenylosuccinate synthetase. Gene Ontology annotation, biological process: 'de novo' AMP biosynthetic process; IMP metabolic process. The coding region runs from base 232 to 1521 and encodes 429 amino acids. Lineage: Eukaryota; Fungi; Basidiomycota; Agaricomycetes; Agaricales; Physalacriaceae. The transcript has 8 exons. Gene Ontology annotation, molecular function: adenylosuccinate synthase activity; GTP binding. The record is from RefSeq and is a predicted model, not a curated record. Gene Ontology annotation, cellular component: cytoplasm.
CUCGCCUUGUUUUGUCUUCAUGCUGUCCCGAAUUUCCCUGGAGACGUUUCUCCCAGUCGACUGAAUCUUCUGUGGCCGAGUAAAAUUUCGGCUGAUCUCGGCUAAUCAAUUUCAUCUUCUCCUUUUCUGUUCUUAUAUAUAUCCCAUACUUUCAUCGCUCUAUCCUUAUUCUGAUAUUAUUCCCGUGGAUAAUAUCUACCGUCGACUAGCUCUCGUUCCAGUAAUACAGCUAUGGGCGUUACGGUCGUCUUAGGAACGCAAUGGGGCGACGAGGGUAAAGGCAAGCUCGUCGACAUCCUCGCUGCCGACGCCGAUAUCUGUGCGCGAAGUGCUGGGGGGAACAACGCUGGGCAUACUAUCGUAGCCCCUAUAGGACCAGAGAGGGUUCCGACGACCUUUGCAUUCCAUCUGCUACCCAGUGGCUUGGUCAAUCCCAAGUGCAUAGGCCUCAUUGGCUCCGGCGUAGUUGUUCAUGUCCCUUCCUUCUUUGCUGAGCUCGACGCUCUCGAAUCGCAAGGACUCAACUGCAGCAAUCGUCUCUUCGUCUCGGAUCGUGCCCAUCUUGUAUUUGAUUUCCAUCAGAUCGUCGACGGCUUGAAGGAGGUCGAGCUCGGGAAUUCGAGCAUCGGGACGACGAAGAAAGGGAUAGGCCCGGCCUACUCUGGAAAAGCAUCUCGGUCCGGUCUUCGAGUACACCAUCUCUUUGACCAAGAAACGUUUGCUCAAAAGUUCAGGAAGCUUGUUGAAGGUCGCUUUAAGCGUUACGGGCAUUUCGAAUAUGAUACGGAAGGCGAAAUCGAGCGGUACAAGGAACUCGCCGCCCGACUGAAGCCCUUCGUCGUUGACAGCGUUGUCUACCUUCACCAAGCCAUUGCUUCGGGAAAGAGGGUCCUCGUUGAAGGCGCAAAUGCUCUGAUGCUUGAUCUGGACUAUGGAACAUACCCGUUCGUCACCUCGUCCAACACAACCAUCGGGGGUGUAUGCACUGGCCUCGGACUCCCUCCCAAACUGAUUGGGCAUACCAUCGGUGUCACCAAGGCAUACACGACCCGCGUAGGUGGCGGACCCUUUCCAACAGAACAACUCAAUGAUGUCGGUGUGCACCUCCAAGAAGUCGGUUGUGAAUACGGUGUCACCACUGGCCGUAGGCGCCGCUGCGGAUGGCUUGAUCUUGUCGUGAUGAAGCACUCGUGUUUGAUCAACGGAUACGAUCGCCUCAACUUGACUAAGCUCGACAUCCUUGACGAUCUACCCGAGAUCAAGGUUGCGGUGAAAUAUGCUGUCGACGGCAAAGCUCUGGAAGGCUUCCCAGCGGACUUGGAGCUCCUCGCCGAUGUCGAGGUGGUGUAUGUCACGUUUCCUGGCUGGAAGACGCCGAUUACAUCUGCGACGUCAUAUGAGUCUCUGCCUGAGAACUGCAAGAAGUAUGUCGAGUUUAUCGAGUCUUUCUUGAAUGUGCCGAUAGAGUGGAUUGGUGUGGGUCCCGGAAGAGAGAGCAUGAUACAGAAAGUAAUACAGUAGAUGUCCAACGUGUGUGUGUGUAGAAGGUAAAGAUAAGAAGAUAUUGCUACAUCCCGUCAAAUCGAGACUACCGUCGUAAUUAGAGAAUAAAUACUGCCUUCAUAGCUGGAAAGCAUCAUAAUCCACUUGAUCAACAACC